UAAAAAAUUCCUCUUUGUUUCUCCCAAUUAUAAAUCCGGCUCCCACAACUCACCGCUUCACACAAGAACACGCACUAACACACGCGAGAAAACACACACUUGGCCUCACAGAGAGAACCGAGAGAUGGGGGUGGUGAUAAUCGACGGCUCAACAGUCCGAGACUUCGUCACCAACGAAGCCGAGUUCAACAAGAGCGCCGACGAGAAAUUCGCGGCCUUAGACUUGAACAACGACGGCGUUUUAUCCCGCUCAGAGUUGCGGAAAGCCUUCGAGUCAUUUCGGCUCCUGGAAACCCACUUCGGAGUCGACGUGGCCACGCCGCCGGAGGAGCUGACUAAGCUGUACGAAUCGAUUUUUGAGAAGUUCGAUUGCGAUAACAGCGGGACGAUCGAUCGGGAAGAGUUUAGGAACGAAAUGAAGAAAAUUAUGUUGGCCAUAGCUGAUGGGCUCGGCACCUGCCCUAUUCAGAUGGCUCUUGAAGAUGACGAUGAUAGCUUCCUCAAACAAGCUGCUGAUCUCGAGGCGUCCAAGGUUAAUUCUGGUUGAUGUAAUACGGGUACUUCAUCGAACAGAAGAAAUAAGAAGGCGAGGCCCGUUGGGAUUUUCUUGGCCUUGCUGCUUGUAUAUUUUGUCUCAAAUUAAGUGUAAAUUCUGUACGAUGUAAUAAGGCAGCAAUACAACCUUGUAACAUGGAUUUAUGCGCUAUACUUUGAGCAUAAGAUUGAACAAUGUGUGGAGCAUUUGAGAACCCGAUAUAUGAUUUAUAAACAUUUUGAGAGUUCAUUGUUGAGUUCUUAA
This is a messenger RNA of Coffea eugenioides, 799 nucleotides long. RefSeq lists its product as uncharacterized. The coding region runs from base 125 to 547 and encodes 140 amino acids. Lineage: Eukaryota; Viridiplantae; Streptophyta; Magnoliopsida; Gentianales; Rubiaceae. Gene Ontology annotation, molecular function: calcium ion binding. The record is from RefSeq and is a predicted model, not a curated record. The transcript has a single exon.